UACCAGUUAUUGAGGUUAUUGAUUGAAAAAAUUCUGUAACCGACACUAUUUUGUGCUUCACCAUUUUUUUUAAAGAAAAAUUGCAUAUUUAGACGGUGUUUUACUUCACUGUCAAAACUGUGCCUCACGGAUUGGUCAAUCGUGCGGCCAGUUUCAUGAAAUCUUAACGGCAGAGAAUGGUGCCACGCGCUUUCCAAAGCGCAGAAAUGAUGCAGAGUACAGCUCACGGUUGCCAUCUGUGGUUCCAGAAAAUAAUGCUUUUCCAUAGCCACUAGUCGGAAUCCUUUUUACUCUGUAGUUGACAAGACUUCAGGAUGCACGGUACCACACAGCCGCACUGGUGCUUGCGUUUACAAAAUCUUUGACAAAUCCAAUUAUUGGUUGCUUUGUGACGACGUUUUUACCAUGCACUAAAACACGUUUAUUAAAUUGGCUACGUUGAUUCAGUUUAACGUCUAAGGAUUUUUUUUUUUAUCUUCACAAUUUUUUGUUCUUACAAAGUCGUUUGCAUUGCGUUGGAUAAUGCUACUCUCCUGGUCAUUAUUGGAUUUUACUGGAGUACAAACCGCAUGAGAAACCGUGAAAAUGAAUCUUUCAGAAAUUUAUUUAAAAUUUGGACACCUGUUUUCAAAGAAUUUUUCUUUUUGGAGCCACCAUAGUAACCAGAGUCACAAUUUUCGGGAGGCGAUCCCUUUCACGGAUGACGUUUUGUUUGCAGGACAUGAGCCAGCUACAAUCGCAUUAGUAGUGAUGUACACUUUAUCAUUCACCAUCGGACUGGGGGGCAACAUUAUGGCACUGACAGUACUCACCAGGAGAAGAAAUCGCCUUGCCGCCGUUUCGGCAACCAGACGACUGCUCAUUAAUCUAGCAGUUUGUGACAUGAUGGUGGUGUGCGUAUGUAUGCCUGUCAACAUUGGCCACCAGGUAUAUAACGCCUGGGUUUUCGGGGACUUUUUGUGCCGAGCAGUCCCUUUUGUUCAAGCUGUGUCAGUGUCAGCGAGCGUUCUGAGCCUUGCCGUGAUCAGUCUUAACAGAUACUAUAGCGUUCACAAACCCCUACAUGCCAGGUCUUUUUUCACUGGCAGAAAAAUUCUUUGCAUGAUUUGCGUGGUGUGGACUCUGUCCUCGGGUCUGUGUUUGCCAUUGAUCUUCAUGAACAGGACAAAAACACUGGUGUUGAUGGACGGCAAGCAUGCCAUCACAGUGUGCAUGGAGAGCUGGCCCAAAGUCAAACUACGCCAGGGGUAUAACUUCCUAUUGUUCUGCGCCUUAUACGGAUUCCCUGUUUUAUUCAAUCUUGUGAUUUGUUUUCUGACUGGGAGAAAAUUGUGGUGCACCGGUGACAAAUUCAAAGAGUGCAACAAGUGUAAUCUGGUGCAGUCGGUGUCUCGGCAAAAAGUGCGCAAAAAAAUUGCCAAGAUGGUUGUCGCUCUGGUUGUCCUGUUCACUUUGUCUUGGCUGCCUCUGUACGUAGUUGACAUCUGGAUCGACUUCAACAUGCCAGAUGACGAACUGGACCACGUGAAGCACCAAUGGAUCCUGCAAGGGAGACCCUUUGCACAGUGGCUGGGUUUGACAAACUCGGCUCUUAAUCCACUGUGUUACUGCUUUGUGGGGAACCUGUACAGGUCUGCGCAAAAAAUUAGAAAAAGCUACCGAGCCAAACUGUCCUCAGUCUUCAGCGUCCCACUACCGCAAUCUUCAACUACCAGUUCUGGCCCAGCGCUUUUAUCUUACAGCCGCCCUUGCUCGGAAAAAUGCGGGGCGGAGAUGCGCGCAUGGCGCACCUGUGCAGGUUUCGCUGCCAAUUUGUCAAUAAGCAAAAGCUUGUCAUCUGUGACUGUGUGUGAAACUGUAUUUGACUAACACCAGAGGAGUCAAUUUGGAUACGUGGACCUGAUCCAAUUGAAACCUUUGGAUCGAAUUAAAACGUCAUGGUUAGGGACCAAAAAACUUAAAAUGAUACAUUCAUCAUUGGAUUAUGAAGUGUUGUGGUUUACAUCUUAUUGAUUGUAACAACGGAUAGCGCACACCGUCAUAUUGCUAAGUACACUUCUGCAUUGUUGUGGACAGAUAUUCAUUUUUCAGCGUGUUGUUUGACAUGUUUAUAUCUGGAAACUUAAAUACAUAAAUAUAUAAUGUUUAAAAAUGUUCAUGACUCGUGUUGAAUCUGUUGUGAUCUAAUUAAGUAGGUGUUAGCAUACAGUGCACAGCAGGUACAUGAAAAAAACGAAAUGCGUAAAUCUGAAGACGUUUACGAAAUUGUUAUCAGUCGCUUAGAUUAGUGCAGUGCUCUUUUUACUGGCCUGUCAAAAAUCUUUUGAAAACCUGCAACUUAUCCAAAACAGCGCGGCCAGAAUUUUAACUAAAAAAGAGAGCAUAUUACUCCUGUUUUAUCUGCACUGGACUGGAUCCCUGUAUCUUUUAGAAUUGAUUUCAAGGUCCUUUGACUGGUAAAGCUCAGAACGGUAAAGUACCUUCUUAUACUGCCUCUCAUUUUAUGUUCCACCACGUGCUCUUAGAUCCUCCUCCGUGGGCCGUUCCAUGCACGAAAAUUAAUGCACCUAAAUCCCUCAGAGAGGCAGAAUUGUGUGGGAAUUAUUAAGAAGAAAUUGAAGACUUUCCCUUAUAACUUGACCUAGAACUAGUAGCACCUAUUUUAUUAUUUUAUUAUUUUUAUUUAUUCUAGUUAUUCUACUUUAUUCUCAAUUUAUUUCUACUUAUUUCUGUCUUACUGUAUUUAUUGUGUAUUCUUGUAUUCUGUUUUGCUUGGUUUUAUUUAGUUAGUUUUUUAUUCUUGUCCAUA
Messenger RNA from Anguilla anguilla (European eel), 2809 nucleotides. RefSeq names its product gastrin/cholecystokinin type B receptor. NCBI's taxonomy places the organism in Eukaryota, Metazoa, Chordata, Actinopteri, Anguilliformes, Anguillidae. Gene Ontology annotation, biological process: neuropeptide signaling pathway. The transcript has a single exon. The record is from RefSeq and is a predicted model, not a curated record. Gene Ontology annotation, cellular component: membrane. The coding region runs from base 586 to 1869 and encodes 427 amino acids. Gene Ontology annotation, molecular function: peptide binding; G protein-coupled receptor activity.